AUGUCACAACCGGUCCAAAGAUGCUUCCAAUUCAUGUCCGAUCUGCAUUUAGAGCUUGGCCAGCAAUACGACGCGUUCGACUUUCCCGCCGUUGCCCCUUACCUUACUGAGCGGUACCAACGAGUUUUCCUGGUGUUGGGCAACAAUGAAUUCCACGGAAUGGAUCAUGCGACUGGAAUCUCCACGGCGAAGAAACUGGAGAACGAGCCUUUGUUAGACGGGAAAUUGACUCUUCUCCAUCGAACAAGAAGCGAUGUGGACCAUGGCCAAACUGUUGUGUCCGUACUCGGCUGUACCUUGUGGUCUCGAAUUCGCGACGAUGCUGCCGAUCAGGUCCGCAGUAAAGUGAAGGACUUUCAGAGCAUUCAGGGCUGGACAGUCGAGCGCCACAACGCAGAGCAUGAGGCAGAUGUACAGUGGUUAAAGAAUGAAAUUGGACUCAUUGCGCGAGAUGAACCCAACAACGUUGUUAUCGUCAUAACACACCACGCACCGGCGAUCCAGGAAGCCUCGCGGCCGGAGUAUAUGGCUAGCCCCAUAACUGGAGCAUUUGCCACCGAUCUCUUGCCCUCGGGAGACUGGGGCCGGGUCGAAUAUUGGAUCUACGGACAUACUCACUUCUCGACCGAGUUUGAGAAGGGUAGUGUAACUGUAGUUAGCAAUCAGCGUGGCUACAUCCUUCCGGGGACGAACAUCCAUAUCGGCGGAAAGGGGGACACUGGUAGGCGUGAGUUCAGUGCCGAGAAGGUGAUUCGCAUCGAUAAAGGCGCCACUUAG
Molecule: messenger RNA, 777 nt
Organism: Sodiomyces alkalinus F11
Lineage: Eukaryota; Fungi; Ascomycota; Sordariomycetes; Glomerellales; Plectosphaerellaceae
Exons: 2
Coding region: 1-777 (258 amino acids)
Molecular function (GO): hydrolase activity
Source: RefSeq, a predicted model, not a curated record